Talaromyces amestolkiae is the source of this 801-nucleotide messenger RNA. RefSeq lists its product as uncharacterized. The record is from RefSeq and is a predicted model, not a curated record. Bases 1 to 801 code for a protein of 266 amino acids. Gene Ontology annotation, cellular component: BLOC-1 complex. Gene Ontology annotation, biological process: endosomal transport. Lineage: Eukaryota; Fungi; Ascomycota; Eurotiomycetes; Eurotiales; Trichocomaceae. The transcript has a single exon.
AUGUCCGCCCAACAACCUGGAAAAGAAAGAUCCACCCAGUCUCCCCCAACACAUACAUCAACACCCGUAACCUCACCACCAGUAAUCUCGGCAUCAACAACAACAACCACCUACCAACCAUCGUCCUCAUCUAUUCUAUCUUCCCCGGCAAACCAACCCCAAGACCCAGAAGCAGUCCGACGCACCCUCGAAGCCCGCACCGCAUUCACUGCCUCACUGCACUCCGUUGGCGAAACAGUCUCAGCCGACCUGCGCGCCCGCGCCACAGAUCUUCACGACAACGCAGCCGCGAUCCAGAAGCAAGAGCAAGAAUUAGCGAGACAUACAGCUGAGCUCUCGAGGCAGAAUGAUCAGUGGGACAAAGUAGUGGAUGGUGCGCGGCAGGGACUCAAGGAGAUUGGCGACGUGCAGAAUUGGGCGGAGAUGAUUGAGAGGGAUUUGUUGGUUGUGGAGGAGGUGUUGAGGCAGGUUGAAGGGCAUGCUUUUGGUGAUGACGAGGAAAGGGAAGACGGAGAGGAUCGUGAGGAUCGCUUACGUGGCGAAGUGGAGGAGGAGGAUGGAAGUCUGACGGAGAGAGAGGACGAAGAUCGGAACAAGGUUGCUCAAGAGCCGGUCGAUAUUCUGGAUGAUGUUUCGUCUUCGGCAUCUGGUAUUACUGGUACGUCGGCGACGUCAGGUACAAUGUCCGAAUCGUCUGGGAAGAGCAGCCCGCCGGACCAGGGUGGUGAACGGCAGCAGGCCAAGCUAAUCGAGGAUGAUGGUAAGAAGAAUGCAGGUGGAUGGUGGAGAUGGUGGUGGUAA